AUAAAAAAGCCAUGGAAAAUAAAAUACGACGACUUACACAUGCACUGAAUGAUAUUCAACAAGGCUUUGAAGGCUGCUGAUACGCUUGCUGUGAGGCAGAAGAGAAGGAUCUAUGAUAUCACCAACGUUCUGGAGGGGAUUGAUCUCAUUGAGAAGAAGUCAAAAAACAGCAUUCAGUGGAAAGGAGUAGGUGCUGGCUGCAAUACAAAAGAAGUCAUAGACAGGCUGAGGUAUCUGGAAGCUGAAAUUGAAGAUUUAGAGCUAAAAGAAAAAGAAUUGGAUCAGCAGAAACUGUGGCUUCAGCAAAGUAUCAAGAACGUCAUGGAUGACUCUACAAACCACCAAUUUUCCUAUGUCACCCAUGAAGAUAUCUGCAACUGUUUCAAUGGAGAUACACUUCUAGCAAUUCAAGCACCUUGUGGUACACAGUUAGAAGUACCUAGACCUGAAAUGGGACAGAAUGGACAGAAGAAAUACCAGAUCAAUCUUAAAAGUAAUUCAGGACCUAUCCAUGUGCUGCUUAUAAAUAAGGAAUCGAGCUCCUCCAAGCCCACAGUGUUUCCGGUUCCUCCACCCGAUGACCUUGCACAGCCCCCAUCUCAGCCUGCAGCUCCAGCAACUCCACUUAAAUCAGCUGCAGCUCCUCCAAAUCCCCCAGAACAACACGACCCGAACCAAGGACAAGAGUUACCGCAAACAGAAGUUGUGGACACACCAUCAGAUGGCAGUGCCCAGCGGGACAGCGCAGGCCCCGCAGCUCCUUACUCCAGCCUUCCGGAGCCAGAGCUGUACCCCAGCCUGUCUGGAGACAGUGCCCAAGCCUCAGCCAGCUCCAGUGACUACCAGAGCUUGCUGCCUCUGGAUGUCAGCUGUAUUCUCAAGCCAAACUCAUUUGACAUGGCAAAGAUGGAGGAGCCUGCAGGAAAUAUCAGUGGAGAUAUUAUUGAUGAACUCAUGUCUUCUGAUGUUUUUCCUCUUUUACGACUCUCUCCUACUCCCGGAGAUGACUACAACUUUAACCUGGAUGAUAAUGAAGGAGUCUGUGAUCUCUUUGAUGUGCAGAUACUAAAUUAUUAGAUAUUGUGUCAACCAGACUACUUAUCUACCUCUAACUGUAACAUUCUAGACUUCUUCAUAACCUAAGUAUUUGAAUAAUGAAUGUAUAACUUCUUAGUUCACUGACUCUGGGAGUAUAUUUCCUUUUGCUUCCUUUAACUACUUCACAAAACAAUUCAAGAACUAGAAAAAAAGGGCUCUUAUCAAAAAUUCUGGCACUUUUUCACCUGAGUGUUUUUCUGUCUAAGCCAAUUGUCUGGAGCUUUC
Messenger RNA from Ficedula albicollis (Collared flycatcher), 1323 nucleotides. RefSeq names its product E2F transcription factor 5 (gene E2F5). Lineage: Eukaryota; Metazoa; Chordata; Aves; Passeriformes; Muscicapidae. The transcript is spliced from 9 exons. Gene Ontology annotation, molecular function: protein dimerization activity; RNA polymerase II cis-regulatory region sequence-specific DNA binding; DNA-binding transcription factor activity, RNA polymerase II-specific. Bases 49 to 1077 code for a protein of 342 amino acids. Gene Ontology annotation, cellular component: RNA polymerase II transcription regulator complex. Gene Ontology annotation, biological process: regulation of transcription by RNA polymerase II. The record is from RefSeq and is a predicted model, not a curated record.